Molecule: messenger RNA, 3970 nt
Organism: Leptopilina heterotoma
Lineage: Eukaryota; Metazoa; Arthropoda; Insecta; Hymenoptera; Figitidae
Exons: 8
Coding region: 3061-3912 (283 amino acids)
Molecular function (GO): protein dimerization activity
Source: RefSeq, a predicted model, not a curated record
UCUCAUCGAGUCGAUGAAAAAGAAAAACGAGUUUCGAUUGAACAUUCGAAGCGAACAGUUACCAAGCAGAAAAAUAAAAAGCGUUCCCUUUAAGAACGCUCUACCUGUUACAAAACUAAGUGAUGCAAUCAUAAACCAAAAUGUUUUAAUAAAAAUAAGUGAAGUAUAAAUCAAAAUUUAUACAUUCAUUUGAAUAACUUAAAAUGUGCUAAACUCAGUAUCAGAGCAAUAAAAUUAUACUUAAAUAACCCCAGAACAAUAAACUAACCCUAAUAAACUGAUGUAAUUAGUUGAAAGUUACAAUUACAUAUUAGAUACAUGAACAUAAUACGAUAAAUUACAGUGAUCUGAUUUCAUCUACAAUAAAAGGAAAAGGAAGGAAGCAAAUAAGUCGGAAGAGGUUAAAAUUAUAAUUAUAUUGGCUAUACAUAAAAUUAUAAGGACAGCGUACAAGUGAACAAUCUCGAUAUCAACAAGUGUCGCAACCACCUAAACAAGUUAUUCCUUACAAAUUGACCUUUCAAACCAACUCAACUACAUCCUUUGUUUGGUUCGCUAGUUUUCAUCACAUUUGUAAGAAAUUUUUUAUCUGAUUUUUUUUACCCAUCUCAACGAAAGUCUACAUCACGAUUCCGCCAUACCAUUAGGAGGUCUCUCAAAACGGCGCCUCCCAUGCAGUCAAUGCUAUGUGGAAGAAUAACAAAGUAAAAAUUGGUGAAGUCAGAUAAAGUUCAAAACUACCUCCACUUACCAACCUUGGUUUAACCUCCAAAGUAACCUCAAACACUAUAACAAAAAUCUAUAUUAAACCGAGACUGAAACAAAACAUUUAUUACGAAAAUUACUGUAUAACAUAUCUAGAAUUGGCCUGACUUGUCGAAGCCAUCAAAUUAAGAAGAAGAAGAAGAAGAAAAAGAAAAACAUGCCGCCCUACUUGUUGCGGAUAAUGGAUAAUUAUCUUAGCGACAGUGUUUACUUGGAAUUUGGCAAAGUUUCUUGUCUUAAAUUGCUUUUCCAAAAUGCCGCCAAGUGAAGUUUGGAAUUAUUUUCAAAAAAUAAAUAAAGGAGAUAAGAUGCGUUGCGGAGUGUGCCUCGUAGAAUUAAAAUUCUGUAAAAGCACUUCUUCGUUAUCUAAACACCUACAAACAAUCCAUAAAAUAAAUCUGCUUUCAUUUUCGAAGAAAAGGAAAAGGACAGAAAGUUUUUCGUCAACUGAAAACGAAAAUAACGACAGUAACAGUCAGGAGAGUGAAAAGGAGAUAUCAGUCGUAACUGAAAAAACUAAUGGGCCUCUCGAUCGAUGUUUAGAAAGAACUGCAACUUUUUCUCGUGGAGGUCAACGAUGUGGGGAAGUGAAUGAUGCCUUGCUGUACAUGAUCGCACACGAUAAUGAACCUUUAUCUCUCACAGAGAGAAAAGGAUUUAAACAGUUCGUGAAAAUCCUACAACCCUUGUAUAAACCUCCCUGUCAGAAAACUGUUACGUUGAUGAUGGAGCAGAAAUAUGAAAUUCUCCAACAAAAAUUUUAAAAAAUUCUCCAAACAAAAAACAAUUUAAUUAUUACAACGGAUCUUUGGACGGAAAUAAUGUCUACUAAAAGUUAUCUGGGAUUAACGGUUCACUAUCUUAAUGGAAUCGAAAUAGAAUCUGUGACAAUUGGAGCCAAACCCAUGGCUGAAAGAAAAACAACUGAAAAUUUAUGCGUGAUCUUAAAGGAUCUAAUUUCCGAAUGGAGCAUACAACCUGGCAACGUCAAGGCAGUUUUAACCGACAAUGCGGCUAACAUUGUCAACGCUUGCAAAAUUGUUUUUGGUGAUAACAAGCAUAUCGCAUGCUUUGCCCACUCAUUAAACAUUGUAGCACAAAAUUCCUUAAAUUUAAGGGGUUACGCCACCCUGAACGCAUGAAAAUCGGAUGGUUUUUUAGGAAUUUUUUUGAUAAAACUGUUUCAGGUAGGACUUCUUUACAUUUAUUGAUGCUUUAGUACAUAUAUUGAGCUUUAUAAAUAUUUAAAAAAAAAUUGUUUUUAAUUAAAAAUGGCGGAGAUAUAACUAUUGGCGUGGAUCAAUUUUUCCGGAGCACUCCUUGAUGGUGUACAUGAUUGGCAGUUCAAUUUUUGUCAGAAACAAGUAAAACAAUAUUUUUCUUAAAAAGUGAUAAAUUUUGAACAGAGUGACGAAGCCAUUUUAAAAAAAAAAAUUUUUUACGCAAAUGGAAGCACUUCAAAAAUUGACAUUUUUUUUUGGCUAAAAUUACCGUAUAAAAAAUUGGAUAAAAAAUUUUCAAAUUAUUCAAUCAAAAAAAUCCCACGUCACUCUGUGGAAAAUCUAUUUAGGAAGAUGUAUAUUAAUUUUCAAGUCAAUCGAUUGAAUAGUUUUUGAGUUAUCGUGUACACCGUCUCGAAAAUUGUGGUUUCGAGAAAAACGCAAAAGAAGAAAAAAAUGAACUUUAGUGUAUUAUAACUUGAAAAUUUUUCAAUUUACUAUUUAAUCAGCAAUUCCUGGGCCAUAAUUUUUUUUAUUUAAGAAUGGAAGGGAUACAAUGAAAAGGACCCUUCCUAAAUCAUGAAAGGGCCCCCUAGACCAUUCGAAAAUAGAAAGUCGCUGCUUCCAGCAGCUCUCGGCGCGUCCCCACCGCGCUGACUUCUAAUGACCAUAACUUUUGUAAUUAGUGAGACAUUGUCUUCGGCGACAUCUCAAAAUAUUCGUUAGAAUAUAAACUUUGAAAUUAAGCAAAAAAAAAAAAUAAAUUUUUUUGAAAAUUUCAGGGUGGCGUAACCCCUUAAGGAAAAGCAGCCUUGAAAAUAAUCAGGAUUCAUUGCCCGAAAACAGCGACGACGAUAAUGACCUUUCAGACGACGAUCAGGGGAAUGAAAAUAAUAACAUCAGUUCCCUGAAAACAGUUGUUCGAAAAAUAAAAAAAAUUGUUACUUUUUUUCGCAAAAGUGAUAGAGCAACUGAAGAGCUCAAAGCUUUACAGAGGAAAGAAUGUAAUAGGAAUGAAAACCAGUGCUUAAAACUAAUACAAGAAGUACAAACACGGUGGAAUUCCACAUUCGAUAUGCUCGAUCGAUUUUUGGAACUGUCCGAUUUCAUUGGAAGAGUAUUGUUAAAAGUUUCCAGAGAAAAGUCGACAAGAGGAAAACCCCCAAUGAUGUUGACACCUGAGGAAGAAGAAAUUGCCAUUGAGAUUAGAGAUAUUUUAAAACCUAUGUCUCAAGUAACGAAGGAAAUUUGCUCAGAGAAGUCGGUUACAUUGAGCAAGUGUAUACCACUGAUUUCCCUUCUUCAAAAAAGUAUCAACAAUUACGAAGCAACGCAUCCCGUUUCAUUUAAUUUUAAACAAACAUUGUUAACUAACUUGGAAAAAAGAUUUAGGACAGUAGAAAAUAUUAAAGUAGCUGCAAUGGCAACAAUUCUCGAUCCAAGAUUUAAAAAACUGCAUUUUCAAAAUGCUGUUUCUGCUGCAACUGCUGUUGGCGCCAUUAAUACGAUACUAAAAAAUAGGACCAAAGAAGUUGCCCAAGAUUGUUUGAGAGACGAAAAUCUUAAUAAUAAUGACGUCAACAGCAUAUGGUCAUAUCAUGACCAAUUACAAAGCCAACAAUUAACAAAUGCAGAUUCAGAUAGUGCGGGUGGAAUUGCAAUUGAAAUAAGGCAGUAUUUAAACCGACCGGUAUGUUCUAGAAACACGAACCCUUUCGAAGAGUGGAUUACAAUGAAACCAACGUAUCCGCACUUGUACGAAGUUGCAAUGGAAUAUUUGCCAAUAUUGGCAACUUCGGUUCCAUCCGAAAGACUGUUCUCAAAGGCAGGCCAAAUUAUUACAAAAAGGAGAAAUAGGCUUUCAGGUCAGCACCUGAAUCAAUUAAUAUUUCUUUUAUCAAUAAACUUCGAAAUGUGGAAAAAUUAACGAUACGAAAAGAGUUAGAGUUAAUUUACAUAAAUGUGAAAAACUAGUUAUAUAAAUA